Messenger RNA from Hippocampus comes (tiger tail seahorse), 984 nucleotides. RefSeq names its product sodium- and chloride-dependent GABA transporter 3-like. The record is from RefSeq and is a predicted model, not a curated record. NCBI's taxonomy places the organism in Eukaryota, Metazoa, Chordata, Actinopteri, Syngnathiformes, Syngnathidae. Gene Ontology annotation, biological process: nitrogen compound transport; amino acid transport; sodium ion transmembrane transport. The transcript has 3 exons. The coding region runs from base 163 to 669 and encodes 168 amino acids. Gene Ontology annotation, molecular function: gamma-aminobutyric acid:sodium:chloride symporter activity. Gene Ontology annotation, cellular component: plasma membrane; cell projection.
AAAUGUAAGAUAACUAAAAACAAUCAACCUAACGAUAAGUUUCGUGUUUUUCGUGUUUCUGAACUGAUUAACAUCUCCGCUCAGUUGCUCAUUAUGCGACUUUAAAUGUGUGUCUUGUGUGGGGGUUAAAAGAAGCUUGAAUUCACAUUGAACUUUUAGGGAAUGUGGAGGAAAAAACGCCAAAGUGUAACUGAGGAGAGAGGACACUGGAGCAGCAAGGUGGAGUAUCUUCUGGCUAUUGCCGGGAACAUUGUGGGCCUGGGCAAUGUGUGGAGAUUUCCGUACUUGUGCUACAAAAACGGCGGCGGUGCAUUCCUGGUGCCGUAUCUGGUAUUUGUGGUGACAUGCGGCGUCCCGCUAUUCCUUUUGGAAACCGCCAUGGGCCAGCAUACCCAAGAGGGCGCCAUCACCUGCUGGAGGAAGCUGUGCCCCCUGGCUGAAGGUAUCGGCUAUGGGGGGCAAGUGAUCCAGUUCUACAGCAGCAUGACCUACACGAUUAUUAUGGCAUCGACUCUUUUCUACCUGGCGUUCUCCUUUAUCUCUCCACUGCCCUGGAGCACCUGCGACAACUACUGGAACACAGGUGAGGUCCAGCACACAAUGCAUCAUGUCCCUUUUUGGUCAAGAAACUCUGACCUGUCCUAUUAUCUUGUCAUGAGACAAGACUGAAUAAAUGGCAUUUUGCUACAAAGUUAAGUUGUCAUCUUACAACUUUGAUUAAGGCGUAGUCAUUCCUGUCAAGUGUCAAGUCAAACUGAGCCAAAUUUAUGUAUACAGCUCUCAAUUACGGAAGCGUCUCAAAGACAAAAGCAUGCAUUGACAAAUGAACCACCUGGACUAAAUGCCAUUUGCAUUUGUGGGAAUAGGAACUGGGACGGCCCACAAAUGUCGAAAGUCUGCGUGUAAUUGACGGCUAUUGAAAUGCAUAUGGAAUAGAUAUGGCCGCACUGCUCACAACCGAAUGCUGCAAACACAGGAAUGAUG